CUUAGAUUGGCCAAUAUGCUGAAGAAACUGAAGUGCAUGGAGGCCGCAGCAGCAGCAGCUGCUGCCGCUGCCGCCGCUGCCAGCAGCAAUGCCAAGCACAUCAAGACGGAGCCCAUCGAUUUCGAGCUGCUGCAGCUGGAGGAGCAGGAGCGACGCCAAACGGAACCGAGCAGCAGCAAUAACAACAACAGCAGCAACAAUGUUACGCCGCAACGCUAUACGCACGUGCAGGUGCAGACAGUGCCGCCGCGCCAGCCCACCGGCCUGACCACGCCCGGCGGCACACAGAAGGUGAUACUGACGCCGCGCGUCGAGUACGUGCAGCAGCAGCGCGCCACCAGCAGCAACAGCAACAGCAGCAGCAACAAGCAAAUCUAUGCAGAGACAGCAACAGCAACAGCUGCCCCGCAGAUCAUAAUAACGCGCACGCUGCCUGCAACGCAGUCGCACGGGCAUCUGCCGAGGCGCCACUCCGCCAGCCCCUCCGCCGUGCACUAUCAACAGCCGCAGCAACAGCAGCAGCAACGUUUACCUGCCUCCCCUCCUCCGCUGCAUCAUCAGCUAGAGGAGCAACAGCAGCAGCAACAGUUGCAGCACCAACAGCAACAACAACAUCAACAGCAGCAGCAGCAACAGUUGCAGUUGCAUCAGCGCUCCUCUGCCGUGCGCGUCAUACGCGACGGUCGCCUCUAUGAUGAAUCUCUGUCGCCCGGCAGCGCUUGCAACGUUGUGGCACGCCGCCUUUCCGUGUCGCCGCCGCCGUUGCAUCACCAUUCGCGUUCCGCGCCCGUCUCGCCCGUCAUCAAUCGGCGCGCGGCCUAUGCAGAGCAGCCGACGCAUGUGCAGUACCAACAGCAGCAGCGCCAGCAGACGCCGCCAGCCACGCCUCCGCCACCGCCGCCGCUGCCGCCUCCUGCGCCGCAGCAGCUCUUCGUUAACGCUGCGCCGCCCACAGCGGCCGCUCGCAAAUUUGUGGUCAGCACAAGCACACGGCAUGUCAAUGUUAUUGCUGCCAACCACUAUCAGCAACAGCAGCAACAACAACAGCAACAUCAGCAGCAACACCAGCACCAGCAGCAGCAGCAGCAACAUCAUGUCAUUGCCAAUGUCAGCUCCAGCAGCGCCUCGCCCGCAUCCGCCUCCUCCUCCUCCUCCUCCUCCACCUGCCCAGCAACGUCCUCGUCCGCGCACAUAUUUCGCACGCCUAUCGUCUCCAGCAGCAGCAACAGCAACAGCAACAAUCACUGUCAACAACAGUUGCCAACGCACCAUCUUCACAGCAACAACAAUAACAACAACAGCAAUAACAACAACAGUUCGGCUAUGCGACCACCUCCGCCACCGCCGCCGCCCAAGCUAAAACAUGCCUCGAGCCUGGGCAGCAGCGGCAACAGCCACAACAACAACCACAACAACAACAGCAGCAGCAACAACAACAACAACAACAACAGCAAUGGCGAAGAGCCGUCCAGCUCGAUUCCUGAUCUAGAAUUCGAUGGCACCACUGUGCUGUGUCGCGUCUGCGGAGAUAAGGCCAGCGGCUUUCACUAUGGCGUGCAUUCCUGCGAGGGCUGCAAGGGCUUCUUCCGUCGCUCGAUACAGCAAAAGAUCCAAUAUCGCCCAUGCACCAAGAAUCAGCAGUGCAGCAUUUUGCGUAUCAAUCGCAAUCGCUGUCAAUAUUGUCGCCUGAAAAAAUGCAUUGCCGUUGGCAUGAGCCGUGAUGCUGUUCGCUUUGGUCGCGUGCCGAAGCGCGAAAAGGCGCGUAUUUUGGCCGCCAUGCAGCAGAGCACACAGAAUCGCGGUCAACAGCGCGCGCUGGCCACCGAGCUGGAUGAUCAGCCACGCCUACUCGCCGCCGUGCUGCGCGCCCACCUGGAGACGUGCGAAUUCACCAAGGAGAAGGUCUCGGCGAUGCGACAGCGUGCCAGAGACUGCCCCUCCUACUCCAUGCCCACCCUGCUGGCUUGUCCGCUGAAUCCCGCGCCUGAACUGCAAUCCGAGCAGGAGUUCUCACAGCGUUUCGCGCACGUCAUACGCGGCGUCAUCGACUUUGCGGGCAUGAUUCCCGGCUUCCAGCUGCUCACCCAGGACGACAAAUUCACGCUGCUGAAGGCGGGUCUGUUCGAUGCGCUGUUCGUGCGUCUCAUUUGCAUGUUCGACUCGUCGAUCAACUCGAUCAUUUGCCUCAAUGGCCAGGUGAUGCGUCGCGAUGCCAUCCAGAAUGGAGCGAACGCUCGCUUCCUGGUGGACUCCACAUUCAACUUUGCGGAGCGCAUGAACUCGAUGAAUUUGACAGACGCCGAGAUCGGACUCUUCUGCGCCAUCGUUUUGAUCACACCGGAUCGCCCCGGUCUGCGCAAUCUGGAGCUCAUCGAGAAGAUGUACAGCCGCCUGAAGGGCUGCCUGCAGUGCAUCGUCAGCCAGAAUCGGCCCGAUCAGCCCGACUUUCUGGCCAAGCUGCUCGACACUAUGCCCGAUCUGCGCACCCUCAGCACCCUGCACACCGAGAAGCUGGUCGUCUUUCGCACCGAGCACAAGGAGCUGCUGCGUCAGCAGAUGUGGAGCAUGGAAGAGGGAGACGGUGCGAGCAAGAGCCCGGCCGGCAGCUGGGAUGCCAUGGACGUGGAGGCGGCCAAGAGCCCGUUGGGCUCGGUUUCCAGCACGGAAUCAGCGGAUCUGGAUUACGGCACGCCCAGCAGCACGCAACUCCAGCAGCAGCAGCAACAGAGUACACCAACCCAAUCCUCCUCCUCAGCAUCCAGCGCCUCCUCCUCCUCCUCGUUGGCCAGCUCAGCACCCCUGCUGGCCGCCACACUCUCCGGCGGCUGUCCGCUGCGCAAUCGCGCCAACUCCGGCUCCAGCGGCGACUCGGGCGCUGCGGACAUGGACAUCGUUGGACAUCAUGCGCAUCUCACACAGAACGGCCUGACAAUCACGCCCAUUGUGCGCCACCCGCAACAGGCCCAGCAGCCACAGCAACAGCAGCAGCAGCAGCAACAGGUGAAUCAUCAGCAGCAGGUGAAUCAUCACCAGCAACAGCAUCCGCAGCUGCACCAUCACCUGACCUCGGGCGCCACGCGCUACCGCAAGCUGGACUCGCCCACCGACUCGGGCAUCGAGUCGGGCAACGAGAAGAACGAAUGCAAGGCCGUCAGCUCCGGCGGCAGCAGCUCCUGCUCGAGUCCGCGCUCCAGCGUCGACGACGCGCUCGACUGCAGCGAUGCGGCGCAGGCAGUCGCAGCCGUAGCCGGCGUCGGCGUCGGCGUUGUCUCCGUUUCGCCGGUGCGCUCGCCGCAGCCCUCGAGCAGCGCCAACCUGAAGCGCCAGAUUGUCGAGGAUAUGCCAGUGCUGAAGCGGGUGCUCCAGGCGCCGCCGCUCUACGACACCAACUCCCUGAUGGACGAGGCCUACAAGCCGCACAAGAAGUUCCGCGCUCUGCGCCAUCGCGAGUUCGAGUCAGCCGAGGCGGAUGCCAGCAGCUCCACCAGCAUGCCGGCCCACAGUCCGCGCCAGAGUCCCACGCCCACGCCCACACCGACGCCCUCGCCCCACAACGGCGCCGCCGCCCACAUCAGCGUGGUGCAGACGCCGCCGCCCCCAGCAGCAGCUGCAGCAGCAGCGAGCAGUCAGCUGCACAUGCACCUGACACGCAGCACGCCCAGCCAACAGCAGCAGCAGCAGCAGCAGCUGGGCUCAUCGAUGGCCAGCACGCACUCGGUUUUGGCCAAGUCUCUAAUGGCCGAGCCGCGCAUGACGCCGGAGCAGAUGAAGCGCUCGGACAUCAUUCAGAACUAUUUGAUGCGCGAGCCGGCGACGGCGACGGCCAGCAGCACCACGGGCGGACGCAGUCCGAGCAGCCAUUGCCCCUCGCCCUCCACCAGCUCCCCGCCCCCAGYUGCACAGCAGCAGCAGCAACAGUUGCAGCUGCAGCAUCAGCAACAGCUGCGCUGGUCCACCACCAGCUGCCAGCAGCGUCAGCAGAGCGUCUCGCCGCACAGCAAUGGCAGCAGCUCCAGCUCCUCGUCCAGCUCCUCAUCCAGCUCCACCUCCAGCGCCAGCAGCAGCAGCAGCACCGGCAGCAGCAACAGUUGUCAGUAUUUCCAGUCGCCGCACUCCACCAGCAGCAGCGGCAACGGCAAUGCCACCACCACCUCAGCGGCAGCCACCUCCAGCUGCAUUGUGAGUGCGCCGCCGCGUGCCUCGCCGCUGAUUGAGCUGCAGGUGGACAUCGCUGAUCCUGCCCAGCCGUUGAAUCUGUCCAAGAAGUCGCCGACGCCGCCGCCGAGCAAGCUGCAUGCGCUCGUUGCUGCCGCCAAUGCGGUGCAGCGUUAUCCAACACUGUCCGCCGAUGUCACCGUGACGGCGGCCAGCAGUGCGGUCGUCACUGUGGCCACGCCCAGCAGCACGCCGCCCACCAGCAGCAGCAACGGCAGCAGCAGCAGCGGCAGCGGCGGCUUGGCAACCGUGCACAAAGUCAUGUUGGAGGCGUAAGCAGAGAGAGACUGAAGCGCGGGGCGUGGUCGACAUUUCCUUAAGGCAUCGGUAGCAGCGACAGCCACAGCCACGCCUCCUCACCAAAAAA
Messenger RNA from Drosophila arizonae, 4582 nucleotides. It is a transcript of the gene Eip75B, whose product is annotated as Ecdysone-induced protein 75B. Gene Ontology annotation, biological process: cell differentiation; positive regulation of transcription by RNA polymerase II; hormone-mediated signaling pathway. Gene Ontology annotation, molecular function: nuclear receptor activity; zinc ion binding; RNA polymerase II cis-regulatory region sequence-specific DNA binding. The record is from RefSeq and is a predicted model, not a curated record. Lineage: Eukaryota; Metazoa; Arthropoda; Insecta; Diptera; Drosophilidae.